AUGAUUUCCACAAGAUCAGCAGCUAGACUACCACUGUCUCAGGGCAGACUUGCUCUGCGCGUUCCGAAGCGCCAACCCAUUCGUUUCCAGUCCACCUCAUCUGCAUCUUCAUCAUCAUCAAAAGCCGCAGCAGAAGGCAGUAGCUCGCUUGGAGCUGGCAUCGUUGGCGGCGUGGUUGGAGCGGCGCUUUUCUACGGAAUCUACUCUUUCACGCCCGCUGGUCGGACGGCUAGCAAGCUCAACAAGGCCGUGAAAGAGGCUGAGAAGAAGUACCAGGAAGCCGCGAAGAAGCUGCAGGCCAACACUCCGAGCCCUUCAGAGGCCGUCGAUCACAUCAAGCAGUUUGCCUACUCCUACGUUGGAUGGAUACCCGGUGGUCGUGGCUUCGUCGAUGCGGCAUUCCAAGAUUGGGAGACUGUGAGGAAGGAGCACGCUGAGGAGGCAGAUAAGAUUGUCAACGAUGCGUACAAGAAGUUCCAGGACAUUGCCAAGUCGGGCCUGAGUCUUGAGACCGCGUCGCGUGCCUAUGAUGCUCUUGCGGAUCUGGCAAAGCAGAUUGCUAAUCUCUUGGGAGAAUCCCUCUCAGACAUAAUUGACAAUCAUCCUCAGCUCAAGGAGAAGCUCGGCGGCAACAUUGACCAGCUGAAGCAAUUGGGCGAGCAGUACGGCCCGGAGGCGAAGAAGCAAGUGGACGAGACUUGGAGCCAGGUCAAGGAUAUUCUUGCUGGAGGAUUCAGCGCCGCAAAUCUGGCUAAGGCAAAGCAGCUCAUUGAGGAAAAGACGAAGCAGGUGCAGAAGCUUGGUGACGAGGCGUGGAAGAAGGGUUUGGAAGAGGCGAAGCCGCUUCUAGACAAGAACCCCAAGGUCAAGGAAUUGGUAGAGAAUAAUGCCGAUAUCUUGAAGAAGGGCCAAAUCAAGGAGGUCUUUGACAAGGUGCGCGACGCGGUCAAGUCGGGAGACUUGGGCGAUUUGGAAAAGUACGUCCAGCAGGCCAAGGAGAAGAUUGGGGACAAGGCCAACCAGGCCGGAUGGGGAUCUUUGAAUCAGUAUCUGGACAAGGUGCCCCAGGGUAGCGAGAUUUUGAGCAAGUUGGAGGAGAUGGGCCGCAUCGCGCAGGACCAUAAGGAGGACGGAGAGAAGUUGCUCAAGGAGACGUUGGGGGAUAUUCAGAAGGUGUUGGAAGAGAAGAGCAAGAAGGCAAAGGAGAUUGUCGAUUCUGAGAAGAAGUAG
Messenger RNA from Trichoderma gamsii, 1230 nucleotides. RefSeq lists its product as hypothetical. The coding region runs from base 1 to 1230 and encodes 409 amino acids. The transcript has a single exon. The record is from RefSeq and is a predicted model, not a curated record. Lineage: Eukaryota; Fungi; Ascomycota; Sordariomycetes; Hypocreales; Hypocreaceae.